CUGAACCGGAUCUUUCAAAUGAACCGAAUGGCAGGAAUGAGUUGGAGUUGGCGCCGCACACGAUGCCAAUGCCAUGGAAACGCGACGCUUUUCCUGAGCUGUCCAUGUUAUGGGUGAACUUGAGAAAAUAACAGUUUGUUAGCGGUAACAACGGGACACAACAUGCCUCACAAAGCGGUUAAAGUGAUCGUUGAGCUCCACCUGAGGGCGAUUACCUGUCCAGGGGUUCAUCUGCCCGCUAAAGAUGAUGUUUACCUCAGUGUGAGUCUGAUGAAUCGGUACAGAAAGUCUGAAUGUCUUCCUGCAGUGUUUCCGAUACUGAUUCGCGAGAAAAUCCGCUUCGAAAAGUGUUUUAUAAACUCUUUUUUGUAGAUACUGAAUUAUGCCACUGAUCCUGAAGCCAUAGCUGAAUUUCUUCAAUAUGAAGCAGUGAAAAUUGAACUCAUUCAGUUGAUUCCUCCAGCUGGAGAAAUACUGGCUAGUUUUGAAGAAGAUGCUAGAAGUUUUCUUUUCCCAGAGCCCAAGCUGGUCCCGUCUUUCUCUGGAGUGGAAAGAGAGGUGUUGAUGACUCGACAUCCCACUUUCCCUGGUAUCUCUCCAAGAUUAGAGUUCUCCACGAAGACAACAAUCAGUGAAAUCUCCAGCGACAAUGGCUUCCUAACUCUUCCUGUGAGGAGAAUGAGGAGGAAAACCUCUAGAAAGUCCCGAAAACAGAGCAGCAGCUCAUCCCUUAGACAUCUCUCCUCUGCUCCAUGCAGUCAAAGAAGAAACCACAACACAGACCAGGAUCAGAGAUCUUCUGGUUAUUCACCCGUCUCUGCCAGAAAGCCCAGAUUUAGAAGUCUGUCACCACAUCGAUCAAAACCAUUGAUAGAUGCAGGAGACCUGAGAAGAAGCUAUUCCAGAUCUUGGAUGGCUGACGAGGACUCUUCAGACACAGACGAUCUCCUUGACAUCGCUGAUGAAGUGAACCGUUAUCAUUCCCUCAUGGGACAUGAAGGAUCUUCCAUCCCGAGUCCCUCCAGUGUGGAGCACCAGAGGCAAAACGGUUCUCCUGAUCUGUGGGAGGAGGUUCAGAAACGGGUUCAGAGUCUUUUAACAUCUCCCAAAGCAGUUCACAGGCUAGCCUGUGGUGCCACUGACUCUGAGAUUGACGAGGUACUGAUACGACGAUCUGUUCUGGACAAUUCAUGCCCACUCUAAUCAACCAUGUGUGCUAAAAACAAACGAUGAAAAGGAGGACAACGUGAUUUCCUGUGGCUUUGCAUCAUUUUCCAUUCAGUUAUGAGUGUUUAGAUUGAAGCUUUGACAAGUAGUGUAUUAAUACCUGUUUCAGCUCUUUAACUGUUAGUAGAGUCUUGAAGUGUGUGUGUGUGUGCAUGCAUAAACAGACUUCUAAAAUGCUAUGUUUGCUCAAUAUAACCAUCACAAACCACAAAUUUGUCUCUCUUUUGUAACUGGGGUGCAGCAGUGGUGCUGGAGGUGCGAGUCUGAUCUGCAUCAUGUCAUUCCUGUAUAAUUAAGGCAAAAAUCCAUGAAUAAAAUACAGAAACAAAAGGAGGAACCACCUU
Danio rerio (zebrafish) is the source of this 1571-nucleotide messenger RNA. The record is from RefSeq and is a predicted model, not a curated record. Lineage: Eukaryota; Metazoa; Chordata; Actinopteri; Cypriniformes; Danionidae.